GGCUCCUGAUUGGUGGAGCUUCGCAGUCAGUGUCGUCAGAUCAGCUCUCUUGUGUGAGAGUCCGCGCGCUGGAGCAUUCAUUGUGCUUUCUAUAAGCGGCUGAAGAAGAAGAGGAGAUGCGAGCAGGUCCAUGUGAGAGUUUGCCUUGACUUUGACGAAGACACGGAGCGCGCGCGCACACACACAAGGACCGUGCUUUGUUGCUGGUGGCAAAUCCCACGGAGGACAGAAUCAGCCACAAUCUCCAUCACUUCAUCUGGAUCUCACAGAAGAGGACGAGAAAUCUGUUCACCCUCACCAAAGGACGGAUUUGUGCUCAUAAGGUUGCGAUUGCGAGACUAUCAACCCACAAUGAUCCUGAAUGCCUCAGACCCGGCCUGGGAUGAAUCCUCGGGAGAAGACCCGAUCUUCCCAGUGGACCAGCUGGGCAGCACACCUCAGUAUGAAUUCCCACCUCUCACCAUGUGGGGUGUGGCCCUCUGUGUUUCAGGCACUCUCAUUGCCGGUGAGAAUGCCAUCGUUGUCACCACCAUCCUGGCCACGCCAUCCCUUCGCGCGCCCGUCUUCUUGCUGCUCGCGAGCCUCGGACUGGCCGACCUCUUGGCCGGUGUGGCACUGAUUCUGCACUUCUUGUUCCUGUUCUGCGUGGAGCCCAGCGACUGGUCGGAACUGCUGACAUCGGGACUGCUGGUCACAUCCCUGACUGCCUCGCUCUGUAGCCUCAUGGGUGUCGCGCUGGACAGGUACCUGUCUUUGAGUCACGCCCUCACCUACGGUUCGAGCCAAUCGCGCCGCAGAGCCGCCAUCCUCCUGCUGCUGGUCUGGUUUGGCGCGUGCAUCAUUGGAGCCGGACCUGCAAUGGGAUGGCACUGCCUUGAGGAGCCAAACUCCUGCUCUGUAGCACGACCUUUGACCCGGACUUAUCUCUCACUGCUAUGUGGUGGUUUCCUCAUCGUUGUUAUUGUAACCCUUCAAUUGUACGCCGGGAUUUGCCAAGUGGCGAGGCGGCAUGCCCACGCCAUUGCCACACAGAGGCACUUCCUCCCCUCCAAUCAGUCAUAUGCAAGCAAACACAGCAGCGGACGAGGCUUCUCUCGAUUGAUCCUCAUCCUGAGCGUGUUUGUGGGAUGCUGGAUGCCUUUCUCCCUGUGGGGGCUGCUGGGAGAUGCUUCCAGCCCCCCGCUGUACACCUAUGCUACUUUGGUGCCAGCAGCAGGCAGCUCCCUGCUCAACCCCAUCCUCUACAGCCUGAGAAAUAAAGACAUUCGCAAGGUGCUGUUCCACGCCUGCUGCCCGCACAGAUUCUCCCACAGCACGCACACACACUACCCUGUUGACGUGUAGGCUGCCAAACCUCGACGGACUCAAACCAAGUCACAAUCUAUGCCAGACAUAUCUCCACAAGUGUGCCAAGAUACACACAUAGCUGCACUGACUAUCAUCCAGAUCCAGAACAUCAAGUCUCCCAACAGAUACAAACCCCCCCCACACACAACAAAUACACACACAGGCAGCACUUUUUCUUACGAUGAAGUCCUUCUGCAAAUCAGAAUGUACCGAACAGUCUUCGCCGGCGUCCAUCCUGGGAGGAAAGAAUAAACGUGCUGUUCUGUAUGUACUUCGUGCCUCAUCCUCAGUCAACUGUAGCUCCACUGUAUCCCCAGAAAACAGUAUUCGGAGGGACAGAAGAACCACGGUGUACAUCCCUCCCAU
Molecule: messenger RNA, 1713 nt
Organism: Salarias fasciatus (jewelled blenny)
Lineage: Eukaryota; Metazoa; Chordata; Actinopteri; Blenniiformes; Blenniidae
Gene: gpr3
Product: G protein-coupled receptor 3
Exons: 2
Coding region: 352-1344 (330 amino acids)
Biological process (GO): G protein-coupled receptor signaling pathway
Cellular component (GO): membrane
Molecular function (GO): G protein-coupled receptor activity
Source: RefSeq, a predicted model, not a curated record